CGCCCGCUGGAGCGCGGAACGGAGCUCCGGACGUGGUCCCUUCCAGGAGAGGCCCGCGGCGAGGCCGGGACUCUGGGGUCUUAGCCGCUCGUGCCCGCAGCUGCCGUCGCCCAGGAGCCGCAGCUGUGCCCCGGAUCCCGGCGGCGGCCGGGGAAGGAGGAGGAGGAGCAGGAGCCGCAGCUGCACGGUGGCAGCUGGAGGAGGGGCGCACAGCUGUCCCGUGCGCCGGCGAGAGGGCCGAGCUCCCCGGGCAGAGCCGCGCGGGAUGACCCGCUGAGCGCGGCCAUGCAGGCUUGACCGGGCGCUGCGGCGCGCAGGGCACCGGCCGCGGGGCGCAGGCGGCAGCACUUUACCGCGGACUCUCCAGCGGGAGCGAGGCCGGCCACCAUGGAACCCGUGACCAAGUGGAGCCCCAAACAAGUGGUGGACUGGACCAGAGGGUUGGAUGACUGCCUGCAGCCGUACGUCCACAAGUUUGAGCGGGAGAAGAUCGAUGGGGAGCAGCUGCUGCGGAUUUCCCACCAGGACCUUGAAGAGCUGGGGGUCACGCGCAUCGGACACCAGGAGCUGGUGCUGGAGGCUGUGGACCUUCUCUGUGCACUGAAUUAUGGCCUUGAAACUGAUAAUAUGAAGAACCUGGUUUUGAAACUGCGAGCGUCGUGCCACAACUUACAGAACUACAUAAGUAGCCGGCGGAAAAGCUCCGUGUAUGAUGGGAACACAUCCCACAAGCCCCCCAACGAGUUCCUGACCUCGGUGGUGGAGCUCAUUGGGGCUGCGAAGGCCCUGCUGGCUUGGCUGGACCGGGCUCCGUUUACAGGCAUCACUGAUUUCUCAGUCACGAAGAACAAGAUCAUCCAGCUUUGCCUGGACCUGACCACCACAGUCCAGAAGGAUUGCCUUGUAGCUGAAAUGGAGGACAAAGUUUUAACUGUGGUCAAGGUUUUAAACGGCAUCUGUGACAAAACAAUCCGCUCCACGAGGGAUCCUGUUAUGAGCCAGUGUGCGUGCCUGGAGGAAGUUCACUUACCAAACAUUAAGCCUGGGGAAGGCCUGGGCAUGUACAUAAAGUCGACCUAUGAUGGGCUGCAUGUGAUUACUGGAACCACAGAAAAUUCUCCUGCAGACAGGUCUCAGAAGAUUCAUGCUGGUGACGAAGUCAUUCAAGUUAAUCGACAAACCGUGGUGGGUUGGCAACUGAAAAACCUGGUCAGGAAGCUGAGGGAGAAUCCCACUGGAGUCGUGUUACUGCUUAAGAAGCGGCCCUCCGGUUCUUUCAACUUCACGCCGGCUCCCCUGAAGAACCUGCGGUGGAAGCCGCCUCUCGUGCAGACCUCGCCUCCGCCCACGACAACCCAGUCCCCUGAGGGCACGAUGGACACCUCGCUGACCAAGGAGAAGCCCGCCAUCCUGGACCUGUACAUCCCCCCGCCGCCGGCCGUCCCCUACUCGCCCCGGGAGGAGAGCGGGAACUUUGUUUUCGGAGGAUUCAGUAAGUGUAAACAGCCGUUGCCUGCUCCCAAGGGUUCAGAGUCCCCAAAUUCCGUCUUGGACCAAGAGAGCCGAAGACGAAGAUUUACCAUUGCAGACUCUGAUCAGUUGCCUGGGUAUUCUGUGGAAACCAAUCUCCUGCCCACAAAAAUGAGAGAGAAAACACCAUCUUAUGGCAAGCCCCGGCCCUUGUCCAUGCCUGCAGAUGGGAACUGGAUGGGGAUCGUGGACCCUUUUGCCAGACCUCGAGGUCACGGGAGGAAAGGGGAAGAAGCUCUUUGCCGGUAUUUCAGUAACGAGCGGAUUCCUCCCAUCAUUGAAGAAAGCGCCUCUCCCUCCUACCGCUUCUCCAGGCCCGCCACGGAGCGGCAUCUGGUGCGGGGUGCAGACUACAUCCGCGGGAGCAGGUGCUACAUCAACUCGGAUCUCCACAGCAGCGCCACCAUCCCAUUCCAGGAGGAGGGGACCAAAAAGAAAUCCGGCAGCUCGGCAGCCAAGUCCUCCACGGAGCGGUCCGUGCUGGGCAGCUGGCUCACGCGCCUGAAACUGUUGACACACUGAGAGCACUUCGCACGCCUACCUGUCUCCCGCUACAAGUGCCUUCUUUGCUUGGGCCCUGCGGAUUUCAGCCACAGUAUUACAUCCUGACCUCACGCGAUUCCUUUCUUUCUUUCUGUUUGAAAGUUGGAGACUGCCCGUCUCAGAAUUUCGAAGUCAUUGGAUGGCAACGAAUCCAGAGGAUCUUUAAAGUGCUGGCUUGUGGAGGCAGAAGGAGGGAUGUGGGUGGGUAGGGUCUGCUUUUUUCUGUUUUGUGGUGGUUUUUUUUGCUUCCCUGGAGUCGGAACAUGGAGACACUCCAUAAAUGCGGGCAUCUUGGCCAGAAUUGUGAUGGCCAGUGUGAAACUAGGGGCCUCAUUCCUUGUUUUUUUU
This is a messenger RNA of Lepus europaeus (European hare), 2421 nucleotides long. It is a transcript of the gene CNKSR3, whose product is annotated as CNKSR family member 3. Gene Ontology annotation, biological process: regulation of signal transduction. NCBI's taxonomy places the organism in Eukaryota, Metazoa, Chordata, Mammalia, Lagomorpha, Leporidae. Gene Ontology annotation, cellular component: membrane; cytoplasm. The record is from RefSeq and is a predicted model, not a curated record. The transcript is spliced from 13 exons. The coding region runs from base 388 to 2052 and encodes 554 amino acids. Gene Ontology annotation, molecular function: protein binding.